Macrosiphum euphorbiae (potato aphid) is the source of this 2139-nucleotide messenger RNA. The record is from the annotation of a GenBank genome assembly. NCBI's taxonomy places the organism in Eukaryota, Metazoa, Arthropoda, Insecta, Hemiptera, Aphididae.
AUGGCACCAAAUCCGAUGUCGGACAAUUUCCAGCAACCAGACGAAUUUCAAUCCAUUCGUCCAAAAUUUGCCUUACUGCGGGGAAGCGCUCGUGUCGUUUCUUUGUCUGUUCUUUGGUAUCAGCUGUUGAAGAUUACGACUAUCGACGCGCCGCCGUUUCCACGUAUUUGUGCACAAGCCACAAAGUCGUCAUUUACCCUUAGCCGUCAUAACCCUUUGGUCCCGACGGCCGUUCAACGGCGAUUAUCUCUGUGGUUUCUCGUGUCGCCAGCUGCACCUUGUGGCGUACGUCGUUCUGAUACCGCAGUCAGUUUUACUCCGGACCUGCACGACUGCUGUACGGGUCUGUUUUCUCCGAAAGAGGCCAAUAAACCAGAACAACAUUUUUUUGGAUUUGAUAUUGAAGAUGAAGUAUUGAUAAUAAUUGAAAAUAAGAAAAAUUGGGUAAAAAUGGAACUAAGUAAAGAAACAGGUGAAGCUAUGGAAGUCGAAGAGCCAUCCAUUGUUAAUAAAAAGAAACAUUCUAUAUCAUCGAUAUCAUCACCAGAACUUAAUGAUGUUAAGAACAAUCGGAGUGAUAAGAGGCAUAAGAAAGACAAUUUUCACAGUGAUGCCUUAGAAUCAUUGGAAUUACAAGUUACCCCUACUUUAGGUAUUUCAGAAUCAAUGAAUGCAUCUUCAUCUAAACCUGAAUACAUAUCUGAAGACUGCCAAGCUAUUCAAUCUAGUGCAUCGCCAAAAGUUUCUUCUCAAAAACUUGAGAAAAUUGAUAUAAAUAACACUAUAAAUAAAAGACGGAAUUCUGAAAUUGCAACACCUUUCGCAUCCACGCCAUCAUUCAAUUGCAUGAUUCAAUCAUUGGAACAUGUUUUUAAAUAUUUGAAAACGCAUGAGCUGUUAUCAGCUUCUAGAGUAUGUACCGCCUGGCAUAUAAUUGCAAUGAAUAAACUCUUAUGGCGGAAGGUUUGUUUAAAAGAUUGUAUGGUCUAUGACUGGGAAAGGUUUGUAGACACAAUUAAUCAACAAAGAACUGAUACAUUAAACACUAGACGUAUGUUGAGACCCUCUAAAGUUGAAGACUUGGAAAGUUUUUGGUUGCGAUUUGCAAAUGCAAUGAAAAGAGCAAAACAGUUAAAAUGCAUUGAAUUGUAUAGAUGUCCUGUCCUUGUUGUUGAAGAUAUUAUUUACUCAUUACCUCAAAUUGAAGUACUUAAUGCUACUUCAAUAAGGAAUCCAAAUUUUAUGAAAGAGAUAAAAACUCCCAAUGAUUUAAUGUACCUAAACUUAAGUCAUUUGGGACAAAUGACAAAGCUCACAGAGUUAAGACUAAAAGGUUUAACUGGAAUAAAAUUGACGGCAUUGCCAUCAUUUGAAAAUUUAAUAAAUUUGAAUAGAUUUUCAUUAACGUCUAUUAAAGAAUUUCCAAAAGAGAUCUAUCAGAGAUUGAAUACUAUUACUGACACUAUUGAGUUUUUGGAAAUUGGUGAUUGCAAAUAUUUAACAAAGGAUUUUGCCGUGUCACUAAAAAGAUUUAUCAAUUUGAAAACAUUGAGAUUAGAAAAUUGCUGUAAUGGAUGGGAUCAAUCUGCACAUGAUGUUUUUACUGUCAUUAGAGGUCUUAAAAAGCUCAAUGUUCUGGAAUUGGUAAACAUAGAACUCAGUAAAUGUGUCAAAGAGGAAUUGGAAAAAUGUGAUAGUAUUAAGGCUUUCUUGAUUAUUCCUAAAUAUAAGGAUAGAAUUGGAACUGCUAUCUAUCACGUGGUUGACUGUCUCGAGAAACUCUCCAAGACAUUAACACACUUGGUUUGGUUAUUUCCUCAUGAUGUAGUUCGUGUUGCAGAAAUAUUUAUAAAUACUUUUCGUAAGAUGCGUACUUAUUAUACAUUAAAAUCAUCCCAUACCAAAGAAACGACCAACAAUAUACCUGAGCUCAGAACAAGAGAGCCCCGACAGCGACCAGGAGAUGAGGGCACUGCUGAAAAAGAAAAAGACAAGUCAGAUGGUAGUGUUGAUAAACUUACACUUGAUGAUCUAUGGAAAAUGUUAAAUACUAUGAUGCCUGAUGCUAAGAUUAAGAUAUUUACAGUUCCCUCUUAUCGAACAAAUGUUUAUUUAAAUGAACUGUUUAAUGAUCUUUAA